UUUAUCCGAGACGGUUUGUUUGGUGUCAAGAGUAGCUUGAGUUUGGAGAGUCGCAGGCUCUAUCUCAACAGGUGUGGGACCCCGAGGCCUCAGAAAUAGGUUUUGUCUAACCCGAGAACCCCUCCUUGUUCAGCGUCCCCCCCAUAAGCGGAUACGGAUUAUCUGGACUCUGCCUCAAACUCAGGAGUCACAGAUGCCAGGAAGUAUGGCCUCCCUCAAGAAGCCUCGAAAUAGCACCAGGUUGCCCUUGGCUUUAAACCCCCUGAAGAGCAAGGACGUGCUGGCAGUGCUGGCGGAGAGGAACCAGGCUGUAGUACCAGUGGGCGCGUGGGUGGAACCUGCCUCCCCACAGAGCUCGGAAAUCCCAGCCUGUACUUCAGCAUAUAUGAUUGAAAAAGAAGUAAAGGAACGGUUAAGAAAAAAAGAAGAAGCUUUGAAGCAUUUUCAGAGACAAGUCAAAUACCGAGUAAACCAACAAAUGAGGCUGAGGAAGAAGCAGCAGCUUCAGAAGUCUUACGAAGCAGCAGAAAAAGAAAGCUGCAUAGCCAUGCGUUCUUCAGAUCCAGCAUACUUAACUCCUAAAAGAACGAGUGUUUUUCCAAACAACUUGAAUGCUGCUAUUGGAAGUGCUAGGUUACCUCCUUCCCAGAUGCUUGGGGAUGGACUAGAAGACAGAGAGAACCAGAAUCAAUUAUUCCAACAAGCCCAAGCUCUUAGUCAAACCAUGAAACAGGCGCGUCGCCGGCUGGCAUCCUUUAAAACUGUGAGUGAAAAAAAUGCAUCAGUGUUUCCAGAUGAUACAAGGAAGAGCUUUCCCACCCAAGAGGAACCGGACUCUGAGGAAUUGUCACCUAUUACAAUAGACAAGAAAGGGAGAGAAAAUUUGUUUUGGUCGGACCAACAGGAUCUGCUUUUAGAAGAUAAGGACAGACCUUUCGGCAGAGUUCGGAAAAUACAAUUCAAAAAUCCAUUGUUUGCUGUGAUGAAAGAGGAAGAGCCAAAGAAGGCACACCUUCAGGGCCCGCAGGAUACUCUGCCAGAAACCCAGGGUUACCUUGCAGAAGCCUGUGGGGAUUUGUCAGGAGCCCAGAGUACUGAGCUGGGAGCCCAGAAUAUGGAGCCACACUCCCAGGCCAUUGAGCCCGAAGGCCAAGCUGUGGAGCCCACAGCCCAGGCCAGUGAGCCUGAAGCCCAGGUUGUUAAGACAGAAACUCAGGGUACUGUGCUGGAAGCCCAGAGUGUUGACCUUGAAGAUGGAAGUAUUCAGUCAGAAGUCCAGGAUUUUCUAUCCACAAAUCAGGCUUUUCCACCCAAAGACCAGAAUAUUCUACCCACAUGUCAGGACCAGAACUUUCUACCCAAUGACGAAAAUAUUCUACUCAAAUAUCAAGACCAACAUUUUCUAUGCGAGGUCCAGACUAUUCAACCCAAAUAUCAGGACCUGGAUUUUAUACCAAAAUGUCCAAACAAGGAUUUUGUGCCCAAAGACCAGCAUGUUCCACUCAGAUUUCAAGAGCAGCAUUUUCUACCCAAAGACCAGUGUGUUUUGUCCAGAGAACAGGAUAUUCUGCCCAAAUGUCAAGACCAGGACUUUCUACCCAGAUACCAGAGCUCCCUCUUCAAGCAGCCGUCGCCUUUCACGAGAGAAGAGACCGUGGGAGAUGACUUCCCUCCGGAGUGCCGUCACUACGUCAACCCUCCAGCCUCCUCUGGAGAUCAGAGCUUCUACCCCAGGCAGCAGCCGACUGGCAGGGCAGCGGAAAGGAGGGGAGAUCUGUUUCUGGACGGCCACCAGCAUCUUCCACCCAAGCACCUGCGAGAGGCUUCCAGCGGAAGACAGGUUUAUGAUAAAUAUCAAUCAAGAUUAAACACCGAACUCCAGACGCCGCUGGCACUUCAGCUUGGAGUGGAUCAAGAAGAAGACAGGAAAGAGCGUCAAAAGCAGUACCUGAGAUAUAGACGACUUUUCAUGGAUAUUGAAAGAGAACAAGUAAAAGAGCAACAAAGGCAAAAAGAACAUAGGAGGAAAAUUGAAAAAAUUAAGAAAAAGAAAGAGCAGCAGCGUUAUGCAGAAGAGCAGAGGAUACUGAGAAUGAACUUGCCUGAAGAGCCGAGUUCGGAGGAGAAGAUGAGUGAGAUGUUAGCCCAGCUGGAGCUCGCGGAAGUGGAAGACGCCAGACAGAAGCAGCAGCAGCGAGAGAAGGAGUCCCGAAGAUACGUAGAAGCUCUAAGGGCCCAGAUCCAAGAGAAAAUGCGGCUGUAUAACGUCACUUUACCUCCACUGUGCUGCUGUGGUCCUGGCUUUUGGGAUGCUCAUCCUGAUACCUGUGCCAACAACUGUAGUUUCUAUAAAAACCACAGAGCAUACACCCGGGCACUACACUCAGUCCUCAGCUCCUGCGACAUCCCUGAGGGGAACUCAGCUCUUCGGGUCGCCAUCCAUAAUUUUGCUUCUGCACACAGACGGACUUUGAAAAAUAUAUAAUAAGAAUCUGAGAUCAACUGCUAGUAUUUCAGCCUUCACUUAAAAUCAAGUCUGAGAGAUUAUCCAGGAAAAGCUGUGCAAGUAUAUAAGAUGUGUAAUCUGGAAAGACUGUCCCACGAAACAAACCUGUCCAUAUAAUUAGAUCGAACCAUCAUCUCAGUCUCCACCUUGGGACCCUGAUGGAGAGUUGACCUCCAAACUCGUCUCUUUGCUGUGACACAUACGGAGUCUAUUGUUUUAAAAGCUAUCAGUCAACCAGUAAGGUUUCCCUUACUUUGCUCUGCUCUGGUCAGAAGAGAUCAUGAGAAAUCUUUGAGAUGAUCUCAUUUAUUGUCUUCCUGAAACUGCCCCUUUGAGCCUGACACAAUGGAAAACAUCUGGGUGCAGCGGAGACGAAGACGAUGGGACAAGUUUCGAGCACCAGUGGCCGCUGGGUUGCCGUGCACACCUCUAGUUGUGUCCGACAGUCGGAGAUGAGCAGGCUCUGAGUUGGAUGCGCACUCUCUCCUCAACAUCUCUCCUUUUUUUUAACACAUGCUUAUUUCCUCAUUCAGGGACAUUAGACAUAAGACUUUUUAAUUUUAUAUUUUUUAUUGCCAAAGAAAAACAAACCCUCUGUCUUUUGAGUACCUUCUUCGUGAAAUAAUUGGGACAUUUCAAAAAGUGAAUAUGAGGUUGAUAUGAGUAAAAUCCUGCCUUACUUCCCUGCCUGUUAAAAAUCUGGUGAAUGGCAUACCUAUAGGA
Phyllostomus hastatus (greater spear-nosed bat) is the source of this 3229-nucleotide messenger RNA. RefSeq names its product coiled-coil domain containing 15 (gene CCDC15). The coding region runs from base 194 to 2485 and encodes 763 amino acids. Gene Ontology annotation, cellular component: centrosome. The transcript has 14 exons. Lineage: Eukaryota; Metazoa; Chordata; Mammalia; Chiroptera; Phyllostomidae. The record is from RefSeq and is a predicted model, not a curated record.